Molecule: messenger RNA, 3165 nt
Organism: Hydra vulgaris (swiftwater hydra)
Lineage: Eukaryota; Metazoa; Cnidaria; Hydrozoa; Anthoathecata; Hydridae
Source: RefSeq, a predicted model, not a curated record
AUGUAUUUGGAAGAAGAACUUUCACCAAGUGUAAACGAUGGAAUGCUUUCUGAAGACGAAACAGAUAUUUUAAUUAUUGAUGAACAAUAUGAAAGUCAACCAAAUUCUAUAAGUGGUAUAUCUUACCAAGAAAAAGUUGUUGUAGUUAAAAGAGCUUUUCGAAAAUUUACAAAGCAAUCAAUUAGUAAAAUUUCAUCAUCAGCAUUGCUUAAGUCAAUUUUUGCUGGUCAACAUAGUGAUUUUACAUUUAAAGUCUUGGUCCCUGAAGCAAUAUUGUAUUUGUUUGCUGAAUUGGAAGGAAUUUUAAGAAAUAAAGCUGAAGUAUUGUUAAGCUCUUACUCUUCACAAAGGACUAAUGAGCUAGUGAAUAAAUUGCCUGAUGAAGAUGAUGCUUUUUCUGCAGAUAAAAAUCUGGUUGCAGGAAGCAAGGAACUUUUGAAUGGUAGUGCUGAUUUUAGUGAAAAUGAAAACAGUUCCAAUAAAGAAUCAUCACAAAUCGCCCAGCCUGUAUUGGAAAAGGAAGAAAAACAACCACAAUACUUUUAUAAUUUUAUUACAUAUUUGACCGAAAAUAUAUAUCCACCUGGUCUUGGAAAAAAUGAUAAACGUACGUUUCGAAGUGUGGCAAAAAAGUAUUGUGUACAAGAUGGUAAGCUCAAGCGAAAAGUAACUGUGUGUGGGAAUUCUGUUUAUGCAGAUGUUAUUAUGGACACGGAGGAAAGACUAAAAAUUUUUACAUUGGAGCAUGACAGUCCUUUAGGAGGACAUAGUGGCCAAACAAAAACAAAAGCCAAAAUUAUGGAAAAGUAUUAUUGGCCUAAUAUCAGCGGAGAUAUUAUAAAAUGGGUAAAACAAUGCAAGCGUUGUCAAACAUCUGGUCAGCUGAUUUCUGUUUCAGAGCCUUUACAUUCAAUAAAGACUACGCGAGUAUGGGAAAUUGUUGGGAUAGAUUUUGCUGGCCCAUUUACAGAAACAUCUAUGGGAAAUAGAUAUUUUAUGAGCUGCACGGAUUUAUUUUCAAAGUGGCCUGUUGCUUAUGCAUUGCCAAAUAAGGAGGCUUUAACGGUAGCCAAGUCAAUAAUUAAGUUAGUAACUACAUUUGGGUUUCCAUCUGUAAUACUUUCUGACAAUGGUUCAGAGUUUUGUAAUGAGUUAAACAACGAAAUGUAUAGGUUGUUAGGAAUAGAGCGAAGAAAAACGGCUGUUUAUCAUCCUCAAACAAAUGGCCAAGAUGAAAACACAAACAAAAAUAUAAAAAGAAAAAUAAGAAAACUAAUUGAUGAAAAUCAGUCCAAUUGGGAUGAAUUUCUUGAUGUAGUCUUGUAUCCACUACGAGUUGAAAGACAAACCUCUACAAAAGUUUCACCAUUUGAGAUUAUGUUUGGGGGUCGCUUACCAGUUUUUAGUAGUGAAUUAAAAGAAGAAAUUAUUGUUUUGGGUCCAACAGAGGAAGAAGUUAUAGUUGAAGUUGAAAAAAAUAGGAACCACGUUGAAAAUUUAACAAAUCUAAUUUCUAAGAACAUCAAAGAUGCUCAAGCAAAACAAAAAAAAUAUUAUGAUGCUAGAGUCCAAAAAAAUUGUAAAGUAUCUGCUGACCCAAUUAUGGUAGGAGAUAAGGUUUUACUUCUGGACAUAAGAGGAAGAAGAAGCAAAGGGGCUGCAUUCAAGCCAAGAUUUAAAGGACCUUAUUAUGUAGCCCAUAUUACAAAAUGUGGGAAUUUUAAACUCAAUGAUUUGAAUAACAUUCCUUUAAAAAGCACUCACAAAAAAUUGCAUAUUAAAAAGUUCAUUGAAAGUUUGGAGAAAGAUAAUGUUUUAGAGAAUACUGUUACAGAACAUUGCAGCAAUGUUGAAAACAUUGAAGUGGUAACAGAUACAAAAAUAAGUUGCCUGAUCGAAGAUUUUAAAGGUGAUAUACUGAUGGAAUAUCUUUGUCAGAUUAAACCUAUUAAAGCUGUAAUGGGUAUCUAUUCCAGUUUGGGUGGUUGUAAGAUAUACGAUUACUCGUUACAUGAUGCUUUAAAUGGCUGUCUAAGCGAUGAAGUUGUUUACGUUUAUCUUAGACUUUUGGCAAGCGAUCAGAAAAAGUAUCGAAUCCAAGUAUUGGCGCCAGCUGGGUUAGUUUCAUUAGAAGAGUUGCCACAGCCAACUGACUUGAUAAGAAGAAAACAUGUGAAUGAGCUCUUUAAGCUUGAUAUUUUAAUAUGCUGUGUUGUUUUGAAUUUUCAUUGGACACUUACAAUUAUCAAACCACGUGAGAAAAUAAUCCUAUAUAUUAACCCUCUUGGUGAAACCAAAGCUUCUAUAUUAAAAGAAGAAAAAAAGUGGAAUAGUUACUUGAUGCAAAGAUACAGUGUUAUAGAGAAAUUCGAGUUAGUGACAUUACCACAUGCGUUACAAACUGACAAUAUAUCAUGUGGAGUAUUUUGUCUGAAGUUUGCUGAAAAUUAUAUAAAUGAAUCAGAGUUGGCGCUUAACUUUCCACUAGAAGAUGUUAUAGAGUUUAGAAAGAAAGUGGUGCAUUUACUUAUGGAAAGAGGAGGUCAGAGAAGAUGGCAAGAUAAACUUUGUCGAAUCUGUGGGAAUGAAAGAGGACCAAGUACACAACAAAUUAAAAAGUCAGAUAAAUGGAUAAAAUGUGCUAACUGCAUUCCAAAUAGAUGGUUUCAUAUGGAAUGCAUUGAUUAUGCAAAAGAAACAAGUGAUUUAUUUACUUGCUCAAACGUUUCUCUUUCUAAUAUAUGUCUGCCAUGAUCAGAGUUGAUUGCAAAACAAUUAAAAACAUUGAUUUUGAAAAGUUGAACUUUUGAAAAACAACGUUGUUUUUGUUUGUUGAUUUUUAAAACCCAGGCAUAUUAACAAAGAACAUUAAAAACAUUUUAUACUUAGAAUAUCAUAUCCCCCCUGUAUAAGAAUCGUUUUCGACAUAAAACUUAGUAAAAUAUGCGAUAUAGUAUCAAUUUUGGUAAUGGGACGUAAAAGCGAAAAGUUUAAAAGCGAAAGAACGUAAGAGCGAAAAGUUUUAAGCGAAAGAACGUUAAAGCGAAAAGUUUAAAAGCGAAAACCAGGAAAUCGAGUAUCGCGAUAAGUUCAACAACAACAAAAACAAUGUUAUUAUUGAAAUUUUUUCUGAUUUUGUUAUUGUUUCAAUGUAAUAUUAUAGAU